Molecule: messenger RNA, 2288 nt
Organism: Rhodamnia argentea
Lineage: Eukaryota; Viridiplantae; Streptophyta; Magnoliopsida; Myrtales; Myrtaceae
Product: triacylglycerol lipase OBL1
Exons: 5
Coding region: 52-1773 (573 amino acids)
Biological process (GO): lipid metabolic process
Molecular function (GO): triacylglycerol lipase activity
Source: RefSeq, a predicted model, not a curated record
UUUAUGGCAUAUACAUUUGAACCACCUCGCCAUCUUCUCCGAUGAACAUCGAUGCAAAGGUUGUCCCCAUCCCCACCAAGAAUCGCUCGCGAUCAUCACUAUCAAGCUCGAGAAAGAAACGGAAACUCCACCGCCAUGGCUGGUGAAUCUCCAAGAAACGGACGGCGGACCGACGCCGACUGCAAAAGUGGAGACCUUGGCGAUUCUUGCUCCGGCGGGCACUGCGAUUUCGCGGACGGCGACGUGUUUCAGUACCUCGUAGUGAACCCGCACGGAGGAGGGGUCCAUGACUUGUUGAAGUACGGCGUGUGGAGGGACACGAAGAGUGGAGUGAAGUUCUUGGAGAGCUCGCAAAGGGGCGAAUUUGUGGGAGCGGUCGCCAGUGAUCACAGAUGGGUCAUAGUAGUUUCGAUCAUCGCGCGCAGGGUUAUCGCUUUCUUUGGGAAGCCCAUGGAGUGGACUGGUUUCUUGGUGGACUUCGUCGUCAAUCUCCUCUCCGAGAAUGAUGGCUUUCUUGGGUUGCUCCGCAAUUUCAUUCUUGGAGAUGUGAUAGUCCCACAUAGAGACUCAGAUAGAUUCAUCAGCACCAUCGGGCAUUUAGAUGGGAGAAUUGACCUUUACAAAGGCUUGAAUGUGCCAGACCAACAUGGUGACUCUGCAUUUGAAGAAAGCAUUGUGAAAGUGGAAUUGGGAAAUCGCACUUUGAUGGACCUCUGCAUCAUGGCGUCGAAGCUAGCAUACGAGAACGAAAAAGUCGUAAGAAAUGUGGUAGUUCAGCACUGGAAGAUGCAUUUUGUGGAUUUCUACAACUGUUGGAAUUAUUACCAAAUGGAAAGGUCGACUCAGGUGUUCAUAUUAUGCGACAAGCCUGUAGAUGCAAAUCUCAUACUAAUCAGCUUCAGGGGUACUGAACCUUUUGUUGCUGACGAUUGGUGUACCGAUUUCGAUUAUUCCUGGUAUGAGAUCCCGAAAUUGGGUAAAGUUCACUUGGGAUUCUUGGAAGCCUUAGGUUUGGGCAACAGAACUAAUAUGGUCACCUUCCGAGAGAACCUCCAAUUGGACAAGAAGAAGUUUGCUCUUGCAAAUGGCGCUGAUGCCUCUGACUUAGAAGCAUUAGCAAGCACCAGCAACAAUGGGUUUGGGCCAGAGAUGGCAGAGAUGUCUGCAUAUUAUGCCAUGAGAAGUAAGCUCAAGAGCCUACUUGAGGAGCACAAAAAUGCGAAAUUCAUAGUCACAGGACACAGUUUAGGUGGUGCCCUUGCCAUUUUGUUCCCAACAGUGUUGGUUCUGCAUGAGGAGAUGGAGGUAAUGCGGAGAUUGUUGGGCGUGUACACAUUUGGCCAACCGAGAGUUGGGGACAGGCAGCUCCAGAUGUUCAUGGAAGGGCAUUUGGACUAUCCCUACCCGAAAUACUUCAGAGUUGUGUACUGCAAUGACAUUGUUCCAAGGUUGCCUUAUGAUGAUCGAACUUUCUUGUAUAAACAUUUCGGUAUAUGUCUAUACUAUGAUAGCUGGUACACUGAGCAGAGAAUGGAGGAGGAACCAAACAGAAACUUCUUUGGUCCUAGAUACCUAAUUCCAGCAUAUUUGAAUGCCGUCUGGGAGUUGAUCAGAGGUUUAACAAUGGGCUACACACAUGGACCGGAGUACAAGGAAGGAUGGUUUUCCAUAUUGGUUAGGGUAGUAGGAUUGGUGCUUCCGGGAUUGUCCGCACAUUCCCCAACAGAUUAUGUCAACUCUGUGAGGCUUGGGAAGGAGCCAAUGUUCAAUUAAAUCAUCCGGAUGAAGCUUCUCAUACCAGUCCCGAGUUCGUGGUGGCAUGAGUGGUUGCAGGUAACAAUUUAUGGGGUCAGUUCAUCGUUUUGGCAUGUUCACCUAUAAAAUAAAGUGGCGAGGGCAGAGUUAUGCUGGAAUGAGCUCCUUGGAGUUGUUCGCUAUCUUUUUGUUCUACGAAUUCUGGUUUGGGGUGUAACUGCAACUUAGUUUCAGUUUCAGAACAAAAAUAAAAAUCUACACGGAGCUUCCAGUUCAGUUUCCAUCUUGAACCACGAUAAGUUGUCUAUGAAUGAUCAUACACGGUAUUUAGUUUUGGCAGAACAUCCCCUAUUAUUUCAACUGCCGCUCAAAUUCUACAGCGCGACACUAGAAAGUUGUGAACUUGUCACAGGGAGGCCACCUAGUUUAGACAUUCUUAGUUAGUUUGUAUCUCCUUGUCAAUGUGAGGUUGUCUGUCCUGAAAAUGUGUUUCAGUGCAGUUGAUCAAUGGCCUUAAGAGCUCAGUUGUGUCA